Molecule: messenger RNA, 1057 nt
Organism: Durusdinium trenchii
Lineage: Eukaryota; Dinophyceae; Suessiales; Symbiodiniaceae
Source: the annotation of a GenBank genome assembly
AAAAAAAGAACGAGGGAUUCCCGCCGUUCCACUCUUGGCUUGAGGUCGCUGUCGUGUUGGUUUCCACCUUUCUGACGUGUCGACACGGGAACGCCGACCGUGCCAUGGCCACCACGCUGCUUGCUGCAGAGAAGCAGGAGUUGGCCGACAAGGCCGCGACCGUGCCACUCGUGUCGGACCGUGAAACACACGAAACGGAGGCGAAAGAGAAGGAGGUCGACUUGGAAACCAUCAAAGAUGCGACGCCGGAGGAGCGGGAGCAGAAGUGCGAGCUUUGGCUGGAGAAGUAUGCACCUGACGGGCCAUACAUCCAAGAGACGACAGAGACCGAGAAGGCCAUCAAAGCAGAGCAUCCUGAGUACGACUUGGAGGGCGCCCUGAAGAAACAUGCAGACUUUGCUGCUUACUUCUUGGACCUGACCGAGUUCAUGCAGGAACAGCUGGAGAAGGAGGUGGAGCUGGACGAGUUGUUCAAACGGUUUCAUGCGCUGGAUGGUGAUCCAGAGGAGUUGAAGGCGAAGAAGCAGAAGUGGUCGGACAAACGCGCAGAGAAGCUGGCGAAGCUUGCAGCCCUGCGUGGCUGAGUGAGAGUGGCGUUUCCCGGCGGCCUCCGGUGAAUGCGCCGAACCGUGUCAGAAUCCGAUCUUCCUCACGGUGGUGUGAAGCAGGUGAAAGAGGCCACUCCAAUCAGCCAACCAUGGAGAUGUGGGAGAGAAAUGCUUACUUUCCAAACAACUCCGGUUCAGAACAGCUUGGGAAGAGACACUCUGGGGGCAGACGUAUGGAGUCAAUCAACCUGUCUGGGGCUUUCCAAAACAGGUCUCCACAAAAUGAUAGCGAUGGAAGACCAACUACUCUACCUGUCAGAUGUCAGAAAACUUUGGAGCAUGGCGCAGGUGAUAUAUAGAAGACAUGCAACUUGGAGUUGGCUUCACGCAUCCUGAACGUUGGGCGCUUUGUGCUUGGGUACCACUGUAACAUGUACUGUCCAGCCUGGCCCUUGCCUCUGAGUGUCAAACACUCGAGUGCCACAGAUUUGUUUCAAGGAGAAAAGGAG